GCUUCUUUUUCCAAUCGCUGGAGCCAAGUCUAAUAUAUCAGAGCCUUCAUAAAAGUCAGACGUUGAUGUGAAACUCAAAUAAUACUGACAAAAAACACAGCAUCUGGCAGAAUGGAGGCGUGCAUGAUCAAGCCAGAGGUCAAGAAGAAACCUAAACCGCCUAAACCUCCCCCAAAGCCUACAGAGUUUAAAAGAAAUGAUCCAGAGAGGCAGGAGAAGCCGACUCCUCUGGUGCCUCAACGACCUACUGACGCUGAACUGAGUCAGACGCAAUACCGAACGAAAAGAGCAGCAGACAAUGAAGCUAAUGGGAACAUGAUACAAACUCCUGUGGUUCCACCCAGACCCACAGAAAAGGAACUUAAAGCCUCAACCAGACACAGCCAACACAGGAGGAUACAGAGCCAAUCCAAAGUUCCCAAUGAUGAGGUAGACUUUAAACAGAGUGAGCAGUCUUUCAAGACUGGAAUGUUUCGUUGGAGCCAAAAAGAGAAAACGCCUUCGUUCACUAGUUACGUAAUCGAUAAUGAGGAGGACAAAACUGUCGAUGUCCCAGCCAAACAGGCUCCAGGCAGCAAAACGGGCGGUCUGAAAGGAGUCAUGAGAGGCUUGCAAAUCAAGUCGUCACCGAAGGCCAGCAGAGAGCCGAGUCCAGAUCCCAGCACGGAGGAAGCCGACUCAGAAAAGGAACAAUCUUCAGAAAAAAACAAGCAGGAAAAGAAUGCAGAACCCAAACAGGACAUCGGAGGUCUGAUUGCUGGAAUGUUCCGGAAAACACCCAAAGAGAAAUCCUCGUCUCCUGCUGUGACGGUCAGCAAGGCAGACAGUGAUCCUGAAGAUGCAGCAGAAGAAGAAGAAGAUGAGGAGAAGGGAGGCUUCUUUUCUGGCAUCCUUAAAAAAUCCCAUAAAACAACAGAUGAGCCACCUGCACAGGACAAUCUCAGUGUUCAUAGUGAACUGUCCGCCAGCAGCGACAGUCUGUCUGAAAACGGCAACAAAAAGGAAAAAGGAGGAAUAUUCAGCGGGAUGUUCAAGAAGAAACCAACAGAAGCUGCUCAAACCAACGAGGACCAACUGAUUCUACAUGAUGAUCUAUCAGACAGUAAUGACAACCUGUCUGAAAACUCAAAGGAAAAAGGAGGACUUUUCAGCGGGAUCCUCCGAAAGUCUCUCAAGAUUCCUGCAGAGGGAACACCUGAGCAGGAUAAAGAGUCGCUGCAAACAGAGCCAAACGACAAUAAUGAGACUUUAUCCGAGAACAACACCACUAAACAGGAGAAAGGAGGCAUUUUCGGUGGAAUAUUCAAGAAAUCUCCCAAACUGUCUGAGGGCCCCCGACUUGAGGAGGGUGCAGAGGUGUUAAACAGUGAGCUCUCUGCCAGCACGGACAGCCUGUUAGAGAACAAGGAGAAAGGAGGUUUGUUCAGUGGACUCCUCAGAAAGACUCCUAAAACAACUGGAGAGGAGAAUCUAUCGGCCCAGAAAGAUCUUUCCGCCAGCAAUGACAGUCUGUCUGAAGUUGCCAACACGAAGGAGAAAGGAAGUGCUUUCAGUGGACUAUUCAAGAAGUCAGCCAGACUUGCUGACAGUCCGCCAACAGAGGAAGAAACACAAGACGAUGAACUCCGAGGCAACACUGAAGCUCUCAUCACCAAGGAAAAAGGAGGAAUAUUUAGUGGAAUAUUCAAGAAACCUCCUAAACCUGCAGAAGCUGCUCAACCUGAAGAGGACGAGUCUCCUGACAGCGAUCUCUCAACCAGCACCGAGAAUUUAUCUGAAAACAAACAGGAGAAGGGUGGAAGGUUGUUCAGCGGACUCCUCAAAAAGACUCCCAAAACGUCUAGAGAAAGGACGGAGUCACCGGAACGAGAAGCUCAGAAAGAGCUGUCGACCAGCAACAACGACCUGGCUGAGAACAACACCACUAAGGAGAAAAAUAUUUUUAGCAACAUGUUUAAGAAGCCACAGAAACCAGCAGAGGGCGCUGCAGCAGACAAGGAUCUGGAGGUGAACACAAAAAAACAGUUGUCUGGUAGCUGUGAGAAUCUGUCUGACACCAACGUCCCAAAGGAGAAAAAAGGUGGCCUGGCGGGUAUCUUCAAAAGAUCAGCCAGUAUUGACGACCUGUUUGACGAGGAGAAAGGCGGUCUUUUCAGUGGACUGAUUAAGAAAACCCCCAAAGCGUCUGGAGACGAGGCCGCUGCGGAGGACAAAGACGACCAGAAGGAGCUGUCAGCAAGUAAUGACAAUCUGUUUGAAAACAGCAACACAAAGGAGAAAAGUAUUUUCAGUGGCAUGUUCAAAAAGACUCAGAAACCAGCAGAGGGGACUACAACAGAUGAGGAAACAAAUGAGGAUAAGACGUUAUCUGCCAGUUGUGAAAAUCUAUUAGAAGCAAACACAUCAAAGGAGAAGACUGGAGGACUUUCAGGGAUCUUCAAAAAGUCUCCUAAACCAGCUCCGCGCUCGAUGGUUACUAAGGAUCCUCUCAAUGAGUUGUCCGCCAGCUGCGACAGCCUCGUUGAAACGGAAGAGGAUAACCCUUCAGCACUUGGUAAAAUGUCAACCAGUAACGACGAUCUCUCUGAAGCUACAAUCGCCCCAAAAGAGAAAAAAGUAGGGUUUGGUAAUAUGUUCAAGAAGACGCCCAAAAUACAACAACAGGACAGUGAGGACAUAAAGGAACCAGAAGGAGGCGGGCUGAGACGCAGGAGAACCAUCAAGAAGAAAAAACGAGUUGUGUCAUUCAGAGUCAAGAAAACUCUUCCCAAAUUACCCAAACUUAAUCUAACUUCUCAGAGUUCAGAAAUGAUGCCUAUUAUUGAGGAGACAUAUGAGCUGCAGGAGCUGAAGCCAGCACAGGAGAGCCACGUGGAGGUCCAGCCUGUUGAGAUGGCUCCUUAUCCUACUGGAGAAAACACCCUCACAGCUGAGCAGGAAAUUGAUGAAGAUUUGAUGGACUGGUGGAACACAGUCAAAGGUUGGGCAGAGUGGAACGAGACGUCUCAUUUCCAGGACGAUGAUGGCCAAAUGGCGAUGGAGCAGGCAGCUGAUCGUGUCUACAUGGCUGCCCGUCUGUUUGUGCGUCUUUUCAACCAGCGGGGGGCGUCCUUACAGCAUCGCAUCCUCGAGCUUUUGGCUCUGGCCGACGCUGCGGAUGAAUUCCACAAAAAAACUGUGAAAGCCGCCGUAGGUGGAGGGGUGGCCAGUGUCGCAGGCAGCAUAGCCACAAUCACAGGGCUCAUUCUGGCGCCUUUCACCUUUGGUGCCUCGAUUAUUGUCACGGCGGUGGGGAUCGGCGUGGCGACGGCGGGCAGCAUCACUUCAGCGACAGCCAAUAUCACCGACACGGUUCACUCCAACAUGGACCGUAAGAAGCUGGAGAAGAUGAUCCAGGGCUACCAGGAGGAGAUCAAAGACAUCAGGGAGUGUUUGGAGUUUGUGCAGGCAGGUAUGGACACCCUGCAGGAUUGGGACUUUGAAAAAUACUCAGAGAGCGCCGCCAAAAAGGCCAUGAACCACAACUUGAAGCAUGUGAUGAAGGAAGGCGGCCGUGCCGGAAAAGCCCUGAUGAUCAACACAGAUAAGCUCAUCAGCACUGUGCAGGUUUUAGGUGCUGCAGGCGGCGUCGCCAAAGCUGCCCAGGCCAUCAGCGUCACCACAGGGGUCAUGUCGGCGCUCUUCCUGGCUCUGGACGUUUUCUUCCUCGCCAAAGACUCCCACGAGCUCCGCAAGGGCGCCAAAACUAAGUUCGCCACCAAGAUCAGGGACGUGUGUAAAGAACUUCAAGACGGCCUCCUGGAGCUGAACAAGGUGAAGACGCAGCUGCAGAAGACCAUGGACGGCAUCGAGGUGGAGGAGUACGAGGAGAUUCAGGAGGUGGAGGAGGAAGUUGAAGACGAUUUUGAGUCGGAUCCAAAGAAGCUGGCGGAGCUGGAGCAGGAGCUGGACCUCCUGGAGAAGAAACUGGACAUGAAGGUUGAGGAGGAGCAGAAGAAGGGAAAAGAGAGUGAGAAGGACAUUUUAAAAAUUAAGAGCCUGAAGGAAAAAGGUGAGCCAGAGGAAAAGGACAAAAAGGAGAUGGAGGAGAAUAUGGGAGAAAAGGAUACUAAGACAGAGGGAAAGAAAGAAAGUAAGAAGGGAAAAGGUGAAUCAGAGAUUACUGUUAAAGAAAAAGUGCAGAAAAAUGAGACUGUCGAAGAAGCUAAAAAGCAAGUUUUAAAAGAACAACCUCAGAAAGGAAAGAAGGUCAAAGAAACUGAGAACCGAAUUACAGCAGGACAAGAAAAGCAGGAGAGCAAGCGUGACCAGGCAACAGAAGACAAUGCUACAAAUAAAAAGACUGAAAUUGGGAAAAAACACGAGGAAGUUCUAAACAGAUCAGGUGAUUCAAAACGAGAGGAACGAAGUGGAAAAACAUCUACUGAGUCGGUAAAGACAGAGAGAGAAAGCAAAAGGAGCAGCAGAGAGGAUGAGAGCGAGAUGAAGCCUGAAUGGAGAUCGAUGAAUAAAGACUCCGAGGCAGAAAUUGUGAGUGUGGGGAGGCACAGCAGCAGGAGCGACAAAGGUCGACCCCACAGGAGUGAACAAGGGAGCAAACAUGAAACGAAAGAAAUCGAAAAGGAAAUAAGCAGCAGCAGAGACAGAAAGCAAAGUGACCGGACGCAGAGCUCGAGGAGGACAGAGGAGGAGACAAGAGUGAAGGACGGGAGAGCUGAGAUGACAAAAGGUAGAGAGGAGAGGAAAGAAGGAAGAGACUCAGAUAGAGGGACGAAAAGGGAAGAUCAUGGAACAAUCGAAGACGGGAGGAAGAAGUCUCAUCGAAGUCAAGAAACACCGACGACGAGGGAGAACUCGGAGAGAGAGUGGACGAGCAGACGGGAGGAAUCUGACUCACAGAGGAGUCACCACAGGAGGGGAACGGCGCCACACGGUGACCACAGAGAGAGAGCAGAGGAGAAACAAGGGAGCAGGAUUGAGAGCGCGAGGAGGAAGUUUGAGAGAGCAGAAGGCAAGGAAGAGGAGGAGAGGGGUAAGAGGAAAGAGGACGGAGAGAGGAGAGGAAGUAACAGAGACAAAGAGCAUGAACACGGCCAUGGAAGAUCUCGACCUAGAUCCAAGGUGCUGCUGGAAGACGGCCUCAAUAUUUAGUUUGAUAGAAGUUAUUUGUGGCAUUUUUUUUAUAUGAAUUCACAUCAUCACAUUAAAGGUUAGGUUUGGAUUGUUUAAAGUCCAACAGAAACUGACAAGGAUUUUUUGCUGGCUCGGCUAUCAAGAAUAAUGUUUUUCAGAUUUCCUCAGAACUAAAUGUAAACUAAAGUAGAAGAUGAGUUUUUAGAUCUCCAUCUCUCGUUUAACUGUGAAUAGCAGGAGAACUUUGUAUCAAAAACCUGGCCAGUUUUUAGCAACGUUUAGACCGUAGUCUAAUGAGAAACUUGGAUGAUUACAUUAAAUUGAAAUCAUUGAAUUGCUUUCAACUUCUUCAGGGGAUUAUGAAAGAAAAAGGUAGUGGACUGCUCGGUUAAUUCAUCCUGAAGAAGAAUUUAGCUUAACUGUAAUACUCUCAUUUUACAUUUUGGCAUGUUAAUUAUAAUAUACACAAAUGUCCAAACCGAUUAUUUUAAUCGUGAGUGAAAACGGUUUCCGUUUCAAAAGUUUUCGGUUUACUGAAGAGAAUAAAUGAGGUAAUGUGAUGAUGAUCUCUUUUUAACUGGAGUUUUUUGUUUUGUUUAAAACGCGUCCAAAAUUUGUAGGGGGCGAUAAGUUGCAUUUAUCGACUUCUGCAUCAGUGUCUUUUUGGAUACUACCACUACAGUUCGCCUGACUCAGACAUUUUAAAAUGUUACACAUGUACAUACAGAAGGAGUUUCAUAAUCUGUCUUUUUUGCUGCUGAAAGCUGAAACUCUAAUUGUUUUUAUUUUUUUUCCCAAAGCAUUUGUAAAUUAAUCUGUAGAGCGGAUUUCCCGCAAAAUCUGACCUGGAUGCAAAUGAUGUCAAUUACAGUGCAGAUGCUGCUAAUAUUAUGUUAAUGACACUUUUUGAUGUUGUGAUGAACCUAAAACAUUUAAAUAUAUAUAUAAAUAUUGGUCUCUGUUACUUUCUAUAGUUCUGGUGUUUCAGGGUUAAACUAGACACUUUUUUUUCCAAGUCCAUAUUGUGCCUUUUUUUUAAUUUUAUUUCACUUUAAGAACCAAUAUGAGUUCUGAACAGGAGAAAAACAGGAUUUUUUUUCAUUGGGUUGUUAUAUUUCAGGUAAUACAAAAACACUAAGGAACAUUUCCUGUUGUUUUUCUUAAAAUUACCUGUUAAAGACAAAUUCAGUUCAGUCAGUGCACUUUAACCAGGCCUUGCCUUUUUUGUGUCAAGUUUAAUGUUUUAUGUCAUUUUUUUUAUGUUUCUGGAAUAUUGCAGAGCAGUGGUCCACUUUGUUUAUAUUUAUCACUGGUGACUGCUUUUGUCUCAUAUUUUAUAUGUUCACUGUAUUUUAUUUUUAUGGGCAAAUGUAUUA
This is a messenger RNA of Anoplopoma fimbria (sablefish), 6509 nucleotides long. RefSeq lists its product as uncharacterized. Gene Ontology annotation, biological process: lipoprotein metabolic process; lipid transport. Gene Ontology annotation, molecular function: lipid binding. The transcript has 49 exons. The record is from RefSeq and is a predicted model, not a curated record. The coding region runs from base 112 to 5151 and encodes 1679 amino acids. Lineage: Eukaryota; Metazoa; Chordata; Actinopteri; Perciformes; Anoplopomatidae. Gene Ontology annotation, cellular component: membrane; extracellular region.